This is a messenger RNA of Torulaspora delbrueckii, 438 nucleotides long. RefSeq names its product Mte1p (gene MTE1). Bases 1 to 438 code for a protein of 145 amino acids. The transcript has a single exon. NCBI's taxonomy places the organism in Eukaryota, Fungi, Ascomycota, Saccharomycetes, Saccharomycetales, Saccharomycetaceae. The record is from RefSeq and is a predicted model, not a curated record.
AUGGAAUAUAGUUGCCAGUACUCUGAUCAAGUACGCAAGAAACACAAGACGUGGCACGAUGGGUCUAUAAAGUUCAUCAAAUCGACAAAGCGAUUAACCCUAUAUUCGCUUGACCAAAGGAAACAAUCGCUUAGCAGUACUUUUAUGACGAACAGCAGAGAUCUGGAAAAAGUGUUGGAUCCGCGAGGUUUUGACGUAGAAGAACAUCGAGUGUUUGGUCGCUAUGUUGUGAUCAUAAGUGGGAUUCUACGUAAUUCCGAGUCGGGAGGACAUCAUCGAACGAGUGGAGAUCCAUUAGCGCUUAGGAUGAAACCUUUCAAAGCACCUAGAACUGUGGCGAACAGACCCCUUGUGCGACAUCGAGUAGUAAUCUCGCAACCCGUGGGCGGUAGAAGUAGACGCAUACGACGCGUUUGUCAUCAACCAAUUAUGCUAUAG